Messenger RNA from Thamnophis elegans (Western terrestrial garter snake), 7110 nucleotides. Its product is annotated as trichohyalin-like. The coding region runs from base 1 to 7110 and encodes 2369 amino acids. Gene Ontology annotation, molecular function: Hsp70 protein binding. The record is from RefSeq and is a predicted model, not a curated record. Lineage: Eukaryota; Metazoa; Chordata; Lepidosauria; Squamata; Natricidae. The transcript has 6 exons.
AUGGGAUCAAGUAAUUUUCCGAGGUUCAGGUCUGAUUUCAGCUUUACAAAUUCUGAAGAUCGUCUUUUUCUCCGAGAAUCAUUAGAAACUGUAGCCAGUUCCUUGACAUUUACUGCAAAUGACAUCUGUAUAGAAGAGAGGGGCAGUGAGUGUCUGGAAGAUGCAUGGAAUGAGAACAAUUUGGAGAAUUAUAGUGAGGAAAACAUGGAACAAUUGCAGAAUAAUAGCCAAGAAAUAGAAUACGAAAAUCUUUAUAUAUCUGAUGAGAUAAGGAAUCAAAUCAAUGAAAAGAAUAAAAAGGCCUUGGAAGCCCUAGCUAAAGUUGAACUUCAAAAAGCUGUUGAUCUAUUCUCUGAAGCUAUUGAGUUCAACCCACACAUUUCUAGUUCUUACAUCAACCGCGCCAAUGUCUAUCUGCAAUUGGAAAAACCAAAUGCUGCUAUUAAAGAUUGCAAUAUAGCCAUUGAACUGAAUCCCAAAUCAUCAGAAACAUUAAAAUUGAGAGGAAAAGCAUUCAAGAAAUUAGGCUGUUUAAAAAAAGCAGCCCAUGAUUUUGUUUUAGCUUCUAAGCUAGAAUAUGAUAAAGAGGCCAAUUCAGUACUAAAUGAAUUAAAAUCAGGAUUUCAAAGAAUUUCUGAAAGGCAAGCGAAGUGCAUCCUUACAUAUAAGAAAUCUGAGAUACUGGAGAAGAUUAAGAAAGCACAGAUAAUUUUAGAGGAUCAAAAACAAGACCAGAGAGAGGAAAGUAUUAGCAUAGAACUGGAGAACAAAGUAGUAAGGAAUAAAGAAGAGAAAGUGAAGCUAGACCAUAAUAAAGACUCCCAGGAAAUAAUAUAUGAAAAUGUGCAGACAGAUGAGAAAUGGAAGCAGACGAGUGAAAACAAGAAAGCAGCUUUGGAUGCAAUGGAGAAAGGUGAAUAUAAAAAAGCAGCUGAGUUAUUCACCAAAGCUAUCAAACUAAACCCCCAUAUUACUAACUUGUAUGUUUGCCGAGCCAGUUCUUUUCUGAAACUUCAUAUGCCAAUUGCUGCUAUAAAGGAUUGUAACAAUGCCAUAAAAUUAAAUCCUGGUGUGGCCUUACCAUACAAGUGCCGUGGAGAGGCAUUUUGCAUGUUGGGUUAUUGGCAGGAGGCUACUAAAGAUUUCUCUGUGUCCUGUCAACUAGAUUAUGAUGAAGAUACUUAUGCCAAGAUGAAAGAAAUGCAAACAGAAAAUGAGAAAGUUAUUAAAUGGUGGACAAACCCAGAUGAAAGAAGUAAUCAGAGAGAAUUUAAAGAGAAGAUAAGCAAAAUGAAAGAAGCUUCUGGGAAAACACAAGGAAAUGAUCCCCAAGAUAAAUCAGUUAUUCAUGAGUCUUGCAAAAAAGAACUGGAUCCAAGAACAUUUCACAUUUCUGAGGAAAAAACAAUUCUGCAUAAUUCCCAAAACUAUAAAAUAUUCCCUCUUUAUUGUUCAGAGGGUCAAAAUGAAACUUAUCCCAUGUCUGCAGUACAAGACCAAGAUCAGUUUAUGGAUUAUGAAAAACAAGAGCACGUUGAACUGCAUGAAAGAAGGGCUCAGAAAGGACCCACGAGGAAGCAAAAAUAUGAAACCGAGUCAGAAAGUGAGGAUAGUGAAUUGGAAAUUGAUACUGAAGAAGUUAUUGAGUCAGAUGAAGAUUUUCCUCAGGAGAUGGGAAAUGAAAAUUUGAAAGUAACUGAUGAAAUGAGAAAACUAGCCAAUGAAAAGAAGAGAGAAGCUUUUGAUGCAGUCAAUAAAGGAGAACUUUUUAAAGCUUUAGAUUUGUUCACAGAAGCUAUUAAGCUCAAUCCACAUCUUACUAUCUUAUACGCAAACCGAGCCAGGGUCUAUCUGAAGCUACAAAAGCCAACUGCUGCAAUUAGGGACUGUGAUAAAGCCAUACAAAUAAACCCUGACUCAGCCCAGCCCUACAAGUGGCGAGGAAAAGCACUGAAAAUACUUGGUUACUGGCAAAAGGCAGCUAAAGACCUUGCUUUGGCCUGUCAAUUAGAUUACGAUGAAGAAUCCUAUGCUUUGCUAAAAGAGGUACAACCAAAGGCUCAGAAAAUUGCCAGGCUCAGGAGAAAGCAGGAACAGAAAGUUGAUGAAAAGAAGAAUAAGAGUCUUUUGAGUGAACUUCAAAAAACUUGUAAGAAGCAACAAAGAUCUCAAAUGACACCUGCAGAAUUAGGAAGAAAUGACAAGGACAUUGUGGAGAAAUGGAGAGAAAAUUGGGGGGGAAACACCAAAGAACAACAAAGAGUAAUAGUUCUGACAAAACAGAAGAGCAUGGCCCAAGACAACAGAGGGACAUGCUUUCAGGAAAGCAAAAGGAAACAAGGUAACUUUUUUGAGAAGGAGGAAGAAGAAGAAGAAGAAAUAGAAGAGGAGGAACAACAACAACAACAAGAAAAAUUCCAAGAGAAUUUACUGAAAGAACAAGAGAACCUUAAACAGAAAGAAAUGAAACACCAAGUCCAUCAGAAUGAAUUGGAGGAACAAGUAAGAGCUCUUCAGCAAGAAUUGAAUGAAAAAUUCAAAAGUUAUCAAGAAGAAAUUGAUGAAGAAAGCACUUGGCGGAGAUUAUUAGAUGAGCAGGAAAAGUCACAGCAAAAGGCACUCUGUGAACAAGAACAAGCUUUUAAAAUAAUCUUGGAAGAACAAGAAAAAAUACAGAAGGCAACCUUGAGGGAACUGGCCAGCGCUCAACAACAGGCUUUAGACGAGCUUGAAAAAGUCACCAAAAAAACCCUGGAAGAACAAGAGAGAGUUCAGCAGCAAGCUCUUGAAGAACAGGAAAAAGCACAAGAGGCCCUGGAUGCUCUGGAAAGAGCACAUAACAGGGCUUUGGAGGAACAAAAAAAAGUGCUUAUAGCUGCAAUGGAAGAACAGGAGUACGCUCAGAGAAAGUCGCAGGAAGAAAAAAGGAUGACUGAGGCAGCUUUAGAAAAACUUGCAGAAGCUCAAAGAAAGGUCCAAAAACAGCAGGAAAGAGCUGAGAGGCAAGUUAAAGAAGAAAGAGAGAAAGCACAAAGAGCUUUAGAAGAAUUAGAGAUUGCUCAGAAAAAGGCUUUGGAAGAUAAGAAAAAAGCUGAGAAAACUCUGGAAGCUGUAGAAAGAGCCCACAGACAGGCUUUAGAGGAACAAAGAAAAAUGCAGGUGGUUGCUGAACAACAGCAAGCAAAAGAAAGUUACCUAGAAGAAAAAAAGCUGACUGAAGCCACCAUGAAACAACUUUCAAGGAUGCAAAAAGAAUUUUAUGAGGGACAAGAAAGUUCAGAAAAGAAAGCAGUAAAAGAGAGAGAAAGGGGUCAGAAAGCCAUAGAAGAAUUGGAAAUUGCUAAAAAGGCAGCCCUAGAGGAACAAGCAAGAGCUCAAAAAGCUCUAGAAACUUUAGAAAAAUCUCAUAUGUGGGCAUUAGGCCAACAGAAGAAAGCACAGGAAAAUAUUCUAAAAGAAAUGUUGAUGGGAGAAGUAGCCCUGGAAGAGCUUUUCAGAACUCAAAAAAAAAUUCAAGAAGAGCGAGAAGAAGCUGGUAAAAAAAUGCUGAAAGAAAGGGAGAUCAUACAAAAGGCCCUCGAUGAAUUGGAGAUUGCUAAAAAGAAAUUGGCUAUGGAGGAACAGGAAAGAGCAGCAGAAGCUCUGGAAGCUGUGGAAAAAGCUCAUAAACAGGCACUGGAGGAACAGAAGAAAUCUCAGAUGGCUGCCAUAGAAGAACAAGAAAAACUGAGGAAAAGGUCUGAAGAAGAAAAGAAGAUGGCUGAAGCUGCCCUAGAAGAAGUUUUCAAAACUCAGAAGAAACUCCAAGAAGAACAGGAAAAAGCUGAAAAAACAGCAAUGGAAGAGAGAGAGAAAGUUCAGAAGAAUCUAGACGAAUUACAAACUAUUAAAAAAAAAGUCCUUGAGGAACAGAAACAGGCUCAGAAGGCUCUGGAAGAAGUAGAAAUAACUCAUCGACGGGCUAUGGAGAAGCAGAAGGCAGCUCAUGUGGCAGCCAUGAAGGAACAGGAGCAAGGAUGGGAAAAAAUGAAAGAAGAAAAGCAAAGGAUGAAGGCAGCUCUGGAAGAGCUUUUAAGGACACAGCAACAGUUCCAAAAAGAGCAGGAAAUGGCUGAAGAGAAAGCAAUGCAAGAAAAAAAGAUAGCUCAAGAAACCCUUGGAGAAUUAGAGAUUGCUCAAAAACAAGCUCUUGAAGAACAAAUGAGAGCUCAAGAAGCUUUGGAAAAUGUAGAAAAAGCUCAUAAACAGGCACUACAAGAACAGAUGAAAGCUCAGAUGGCUGCCAUUGAAGAAUGUGAACAGGCACGGAAAGAAGCGGAAGAAGAAAAGAAGAGGGCUGAGGCAGCUUUAGAAAAACUUGCACAAGCUAAAAUGAAAAUGCGAGAGGAAUAUAAACAGGCUGAGAAGAAUGCAAUGCAAGAAAGAGAGAAAGCUCAGAAGGCCUUAGAAGAAUUACACAUUCUUCAAAGGAAAGCCAUUGAGAAAAAGAAUCAGAGUCAGCAGUCCCUGGAAGCAGUAGAAAUAGCUCAUCAACAGGCUGUGGAGGAGCAGAAAAAGGCCCUAGAAGAAUUGCAGAUUGAACAGAAGAAAGCCAUAGAGGAAUGUACAAAAGCUCAAAAAACUCUGGAAGCUCUUGAAAAAGCUCAAAAAGAGGACCUGGAAGAGCAAGCACGGAAGAAAUCUCAAGAAGAAAAAAAGAUGGCCGAAGCUGCUUUGGAAAAUGUUUUAAGAGCUCAGAAAAAACUUCAAGAAGAGCAGGAAAUUGCCAGGGGGAAAAUUAUGGAAGAAAAAGAGAAUAUACAGAGGGGCCUCAAAGAAUUAGCAAUUGCUCAAAAGAAAGCACUCGAGGAACAGGAAAGAGCUCAGAGUGCUCUAGCAGCUAUAGAAAGAUGUCAUAAAAUGGCCCUGGAAGAUCAAAGAAGAGCUCAGAUAGCAACAAUGGAAGAACGAGAACAAACAAGGAAAAAAAUUCAGGAAGAAAGGAAGAUAGCUGAAGCAGUCUUGGAUGAACUUUUAGAAACUCAGAGGAGAUUCCAAGAAGAGAAGAAAAUGGCUGAGAAAAAAAUAAUGGAAGAAAGAGAAAUAACUCAGAUUGCCUUAGCAGAGUUAGAAAUAGCUCAGAAAAGAGCUCAGGAGGAACAGGUAAGGGCUGAGAAUGCAUUGGAGGCUGCAGAAAGAGCCCAUAAAUGUGUCCUGAAUGAACAGAAGAAAGUUCAGUUAGCUAUUCAAGAACAAGAGCGAGCAUGGAAAAAAUCACAAGAAGAAAAGGAAAUGGCUGAGGCAAGACUAGAAGAACUCUUAAGAACCCAGAAAACUUUCCAAGAGGAACAGAAGAAGGCAGAAAUGACAAUCAUAGAAGAAAGAGAGAGACUUCAAAAAAACAUUAAACAAUUUGAAGAAGUCCAGAAGAGAGCUCAGGAGGAACAGGAGAAGGCCCAGACAUCUCAGCAUGCUCUAGAGAUUGCCAAUGAACAGGCUCUAGAGCAACAGAAGAAGACUCAUUUGGCUGCCAUGAUGGAACAGGAAGAAGCACAGAAAAAAUCUGAGGAAGAAAAAAAAAUGGCUGAAGCAGCCCUAGAAAAUCUCUUGAAACAAGUAGAAAAGGAGCAAGAAACAGCUGAGAAAAAGGCAAUAGAAGAAAGAGAGAAAGCUAAGACAUUGCUAAAAGAAUUAGAAAUUGCUCAGAAGGAGGCCCUAGAAAAUAUAUUGACAGCUAAAAAGAAGAGUCUGGAAGAACAGAAAAGAGCUCAAAACGCUUUGGACAGCCUGGAAAGAACUCAAAAGCAGGCAUUAGAGGAACAAAGAAAUGCUCAAAGGAAAUCUCAGGAAGAAAGAAAGAUGGCUGAGGCUGCUUUGGAAGAAUUAUCAAGAGUUCAGAAAAAGAUCCAGGAAGAGCAGUAUUCAGCAGAGCAGAAAGCAAUUAGAGAGAGAGAGAAAGCACAGAAAGAGUUAGAAGAAUUAGAGAAUGCCCGGAAGAAGGCCAUGAAGGAACAGGAGAAAGCUCAAAAAACUCGGGAUGCUCUGGAAAGAACUCAUAAACAAAUACUGGAGAAAGAAGAAAAAGCACAAAAAAAGUCUCAAGAAGAAAAGCAAUUGGCUGAGGCUGCCCUAGGAGAACUUAUAAGAACUCAGAAAAAGUUUCAAAAACAAAAAGAAAGAGCUGAAAGAAAAGCCAAGGAAGAAAGGGAAAAUGUGCAGAAGUCUCUAGAACAAUUAGCAGUUGCUCAAAAGAGAGCUCUAGAGGACUUGGCAAUAGCUCAAAAGAUGGCCAUGGAGGAAAAUGAAAGAACACAGCAGAGGGCAUUCGAAGAAAAAAGGGCAAUACAUCUGGCUAUGAAAAAGCUGGAGGCAGCACAUGCUAAAGCUAUAGAAGAACAACAGAUAGCACAGAGGCUGGCCUUUGCAGAGCAGCAGAGAACUAAGGAGAUGUUUGUUAACCUAGAGGAAUCACGAAGAAAAGCCCUUGAAGAUCAAGAAGAAGCAAAAAGGAAAGCUGUAGAUGAACAAGUAAGAGCUCAUCAUGCUAUAAAUGAAUUGGCCAAGAUACAAAGGGAAGUUUUGGAAGAACAAGAACAAGCACAGAAGAUAGCUUUAGCAGAACAGCACAAGGCUGAGAUGAUGUUUAAGGAGCUAGAAGAAAGACAGAAAAAAGUCCUCAAUGAUCAGCAGAGAACAUGGAUGAAGGACUUUGAUGAUAAAAAAAAUCCUCAUGUUACUUUAGGGGAAGUUGCAAACACUCAAAUGGUGGAACAGGUGAAUGUUCAUGCUAAUACAGUAGAUGAGCAGAAGGAAGCUCAUAAAGCUAGCAAACUGGAGAAAGCAAAGAAUCCGAUAUUGGAAAAAACACAUAAUAAACAUGCAGCACAAUUUUCAGAGUCUGUUCUAAAAACAGUGAAUGAAGAGGGCACUGCAGUAUGUGACAGUGAAUUUGAGGAAGCACAAAAGAAAGAUUUGAUCAUACUUGGUGGUAAAAAGUUCUAUAUGGAGCCAGGAAAAAUUCUUAGGGAUUUAGACAAGAAGGAAUGCCAGCAAUCCAUUAGGAACAGAGGAUAUGACAAGAAUUCUCGAAGACCAUUCCCAAACUCUGUCUUGGACUUUUUCCCAAACUGA